UCUCUAAUUAGUAUUGCGAAACAAAGUUGAAAAUGCCACCAAAAACAAGAACAAAUAAAAAGCAUAACAACAAAGAGCGUCUCUCAACAUCGAGCGACACAAGCGACAAUGAAUCUUCUUCAGUGAACUUAACGGGGAUUAUUGACAAUUUAAACAAAGAGUUUAAAGUGCAAGAGCGAGCGAUGAAGAAAAUAAGAGAAUCGCAAGAACACAUUAGUGAUAGCUUUGAUGCGCUCAAAAAAGAGAUCGAUCGCUUAACAGAAGAAAACAAACAAAUAAAAAAAGAGUUGAAGGAACUUAAAACAAACGGCGAAGGUGUCAAAAUCAAAAUGAAAACAUUAGAACGAAAUGUAAUGGAAAUAAAACAAGAAAGAAAUAAAAACAACAUAAUAAUAACUAAUAUACCACAAAUAAAAGAUGUGAAUUUGAAGUCUGUAGUAAUGGAAAUUGCUGCACAAGUUAAUGCAAAUAUUAAUAUUGAUAGCAUCGAGGAUGUAUAUCAAAAUGAAAAUAAAAAAUUUAAGACACACCCAUUAAUCGUCAAAAUGAGCAGUAAUGAGUUGAAAGCAAAAUGCUUUGAGUUUAGGAAGAAAGGUUCGCAUAUAGAUUUGAAGAAAAUACUUCCAAACGUAGACAUGAAGGGGAAAAAAUAUAAACUUCCAUCAGCUGAUGGAAAAAGAACUGAGCGAUUUGAUGAAAAAGGCUAAAAAUGCAGCAUACAAAAAGAGCUACAAAUACGUGUGGGUAAAGGAUGCAAAAAUACUUGUAAGAAAAGAUGAUGACACCCCGGUGAUACAAAUUAUGGAGCUAGAAGAUUUAAAAAAGCUAGAUUAAUUAAUCUAAAUACAU
Molecule: messenger RNA, 849 nt
Organism: Rhagoletis pomonella (apple maggot)
Lineage: Eukaryota; Metazoa; Arthropoda; Insecta; Diptera; Tephritidae
Product: intracellular protein transport protein USO1-like
Exons: 2
Coding region: 33-707 (224 amino acids)
Source: RefSeq, a predicted model, not a curated record